GAUGAUCCCCACACUCACUCUCCUUCCCCUCUUCCCCUUCUCUCUUUCUUCUUCCUUCUGCGAAGAAGAGGAAGAAGAUCGAGCUUAGCCGGCCAAAAUAGAAAAAAGAGGGGUUUAGCAGCAGAGAUUGCAGGCUGGCUGUCUAUCUUCUUUCUCCCGUCUCCACUCUUCUCUCCUUAUUCGUCUCCAACUAACCCUUCUUCCUCCCUCUCUCCCAUCCGCUGAAAAAACCAUCUUCAGCUAUUUUCUCUCUCCCUGCCUCCUUCCGCCUUUGUUAUUCCCAUCCCGACUCUUCCUCUCUCUCUCUCUCUCUCUCUGCCAUGUCCUUUUCUCCAUUAACCCAGACCCAGACUGUCUAAAAAUGCUCCAUCAUUCCUAAUCUCGUUUCCUCGCCACGUUCUCGGGAUUUGAGCUGUUUCUGGUAUCGUCUCGCUCUUCUUCUUCCUCUGUAGCUGGAUGAGGAGAAAUGGCGGAAGGAAGCGAUGAAGCUCGCUCACUCUCGAUCUAAUGAUGGGUAGUGGAUUCCAAGUGCAGAAUGUGGAGGCUGGGAGUAGCUGUUGUUGCUGAUCAGUGAUCAUAAUUGAAGUUGAUAUUUCUGGGUAGCAAAAUGCUGAUGCCAGGAGAUAUUGAUCUGAGUUCGGUGCCAAGGCACACAGACCCGCUUAAAGUACUUGUUCAGCAGGCAAUGCUCAAACGGGAGGCUAUGUAUAACCCUCAAAUCCAUGGAGAACUCCAUCGUCGAUCAAAAACACGGAGAUCACUCAUGAUGGAUAUUGUUGAUAAUAACGAGUGUGGAAGUAGCUACAAUUCAAGGAAUGUGAAAGCUCGGUCAUGUUUCCUACCUCCCAAAGAUGCCUUGAGAUACGAAUUGCUUGCUAAAGAAGCACGGUUUUCAUCAGUUACCGAGGUACGGUCUACACAUACACUAAAGCAGGACAUAUUAGAGGAAUCUACGCAAAAAUCAGUAAACCUCCAACUUUCUGCCGAUGAAUUCAUUCAUCAGUCAGGAGAUGACCUUCAAGAAAAAGGAAACGUUUGGAAUCUCUUGAAAGAACCUUCCAAUUUCCAGCAUCCUCCUACUGAUAGAAAUUCUAGUAUGAAUAAAGGCGAGUUGAAGCUUUCUCUUGGUACCAAACGACGCACUAGAAUGUAUGGUGUAAGCGGUACAUCAAGCACUAGGUUUGAUAAGAAUGAUUAUCUGUACAACAACCCGAUUGUGAUUGAUUUAGAAGAUUCAGUUGGGAAGACACAUGAUGAUUAUGCAAGGUGCAGUAGAAUGCCUGAUGCACGUGGUACGUCAGCUACCUGGUUUGAUCAAAAUAGGCAUCUGAAUAAUGCUACGGUGAUAAAUUUGGAAGACCCAGUGCAAGACAAUAAUGCAAGACGCCCUAGAAUGCCUGAUGUACAUGGUGUGCCAAGCACUUGGUUUGAUAAGAACAGGCGUCCGAACAAUAAAAUUGUGAUUGAUUUAGAAGAUUCACUUGACAAGGCACAAGAAAGCUCUGCGAGAUGCACACCUUUCAGUUCUGUCUGUCAAUCAACUUCCAGGGAGGAAUUGACAGUCUCAAAAAAUGAGGGGAAGAGAAGAUUAUAUUAUGAAAGAGGUCCCCGUGAUGAUUCUUGCAAUGGUAUUUCCUCUGGAGGCCAAUUGUUUCUGGACCUUAACGAAGAAUACCGCGGUGAUUCUUACUCUGCUGGUGCAUGCACUGGACUGCUUGGUAGUGUGGAGGAAGGAAUUCUUCCUGUUGGGGUAGGGAAACAACAAGUCAUCUGCAGAUCAAAUGAAACAUCUGGUGGUAGAGCAGAUAAUAAUGUAUCAAAGCUUACUCUUUUGGACCUCAACAUAAAAUGCGAGAGCACGGGCUGCGAGCUGGAAAAUGAUUGUGAUGAUGGUAGAAUUGGUAGCUUUAAGUCCCAGAUAGAGUCUUCUGAAGACCCUGGCAGCUGCGCUGAUACCAAGACUAACCUUGUCAAGCUGAAGUCAAAUAAUCUCCUACUACAGGAUUUGAACCAUAUGCCUGCUAGGGAUGGAGGAGAAAUGAGUUGUGGUACAAGUGGAGUAGAUAAUCCGGCUUCUUCUAUGUGGACUGACGAGAGCCAAAAUGCAUUACAUGGCAACAAGUCGCCCUCUUCAUGCAAGUCCUGCAUUUCUGACAAUAAUUCGGGCAGCAUUAAGACAACCAAUUCAAUCACUGGGUCAAACAUUAAUUGCCCUGCAAGGGCAACUCUGUCUGUUAGUGAUGGAGAAAAUGGAGGUCUCCUUAACAAGCAAGCAGAGCAACCAGCUAGAGUGGAAGAUGCCAUGAUGAGAAGAGCAGCUGUUUCACUGAUCUAUUUGGCCCUGGAUGACACAGCGGCAGCAGCCCCUUUUGAAGAUUCCAAGCCACAGUAUUCUAUUGAUUCUUACGAGUUAAUUGCUAUGAAUCUGACACAAAACAUGGACGAUGAGGAUUCUGCAUCUUCAUCAAAGCCAUUUGAAGCAGACCUUGGCGAGGUUAAGGAUCUCGGUUCUAAGUGGAAAAGAGGGAGGAGAUUGAAAGACUUUCAGAAGGAGAUACUACCUGGGAUUGCAACUCUUUCUAGACUUGAAAUCCGUGAGGAUAUAAACAUCUUGGAAGGGGUUCUUAGAUCGAGGGAGUACAAGAGAAUGCAGCAGGCCAAGGGAGUGCAUGAGGAGAACUGGUCGGGUUUGGCUAAAGGGAAACGGUCUAGAAGAAACUGUGUUGGAAAGAGGAAAUCUUCAUAAAGAAAGCUGGGGGGGGGGGGGGCACACAUAUUCUUUGAUCUUUCCUAUGACUACUGUUAUAGGUCUCAGCUCUGUUGAUUUAGGACAAAAAAGGGGAUUAGAAUUUGAUGUCUUCACUAGGUUUUGAUAUUGAGUUCAUAAGGCCCUCUACAACAGUUAUCCUUAAACAACAUAUUCUAGUUCAGGGUUGUUCUUUACAUGUAUCAAGGAUAUACAUAACCAUGGGUCUAUUGGCUUGGAAUGAUUCCUUGUAAUCUAUAUAAUGGUUGGAUACCCUAUUUGCGAUCAUCAUUGUACUGAGUAUGGCGAGGGGUUGAAUUUUGGUAUGAUGUAAAGAAGACAAGGGAAGAUAGGUGGUGAAUAUGGGGAUCAUGGAAAUUUGCAUACAAGACUUCGUAGUGUUUGCGUUUGCAAACACUGAUACCAUAUCAUGAACUAAUUCGUCAAAUGGCACGCUUUUUUAGAAAUAUAUUAUAUUGCAUUUAAUAUCAUUUUUGGAGUAUGUUUGAUUCUUUAAUCCUUUUUACUUUAUGGAUUCUAAUUUGUCCUGUUGAUUCUCAUCUACGUGGUCAUUUGUUAAAGGCUGAUUGUUGUGAUGGUUGUUCUUUU
Molecule: messenger RNA, 3355 nt
Organism: Linum tenue
Lineage: Eukaryota; Viridiplantae; Streptophyta; Magnoliopsida; Malpighiales; Linaceae
Source: the annotation of a GenBank genome assembly